UCCACAUUCACACAGAUUGGUCCUGAUUUACCACAUUCUUCUUCUUCUAUGGCCCUGAUGGACUCAGCGGCGCCGCCCGUCCUCUCUCUGGUCUCUGUUCUGUCUCUGUUAGCAUGUAGCAUCCAGGUGUUAGCAGCCAUCCUGCUAACACGCAGGUGUGGGGGGCGGAGCUCUGCAGAGGACAGGUGGAUCCUACUGUGGCUCUUCUAUGAUGUCAUCGUCCACCUCACACUGGAAGGUCCGUUUGUCUACAUGUCUCUGGUGGGGACGGUUGAGACAUCUGACGGCCCGCUGGCUGAACUCUGGAAGGAGUACGGUAAAGCCGACAGUCGCUGGCUGGUUUCUGAUCCGAACAUCGUCGCUAUAGAAGUUCUUACCGUCAUCCUCGACUCUCUGCUCGGUCUGCUGCUGAUACACGCAGUACUGAAGGAAAAGUACUACAGACACUUUCUGCAGAUCGUACUGAGCGUGUGCGAGCUGUACGGCGGCUGGAUGACCUUCUGUCCUGAUUGGCUGGUUGGCAGUCCGAACCUGAACACGUCCAGCUGGCUCUACCUGUGGGUCUACCUGGUCUUCUUUAACGGGGUCUGGGUCCUGGUCCCGGUUCUGCUGCUCGUCCAGUCCUGGUUCUCGCUGAGGAGACUGCACGCACUCAGACCGGACGAAAACUACAGCAGCGUAAAAAGGAAGUUGAUGUAGAGACGCCGUGUUCGACGAGUUUAUCUUCACCAGUCAGCGUUAUUGAUCUCAGAGGAACAGGGACCAUGCUCACAGAGUUCAGCUCGGCUGGGAUCAACGAUCGGUCGGAUCGAACUGAUCAGCAGGAAGGUUCUUCAGGUUCCUGAUGGUCUGGUUCUCCUCUAUUAAAGCAACAGAACUGUUAACGUUGUUUCACACCUUCACACAAACGAUCCAUUAUUAUCUCUAUUAGUUCUGAUCAGGCUCAGGAUCAGGACCCUAAGGACCCCAGGUACACUUUUCCCCUUUUAGAACCAGACCUUCUGCCGUCCAGACUGAACAGUGACUCUGAGAUCAUGUAAAAAUUAAAGUGUGUUUUGAUUGGCUGAAACAAUAAAGGUGUGACCGCCAGUUUAA
Messenger RNA from Micropterus dolomieu (smallmouth bass), 1095 nucleotides. RefSeq names its product EBP like (gene ebpl). Gene Ontology annotation, molecular function: cholestenol delta-isomerase activity. The coding region runs from base 49 to 699 and encodes 216 amino acids. The transcript has 5 exons. The record is from RefSeq and is a predicted model, not a curated record. Lineage: Eukaryota; Metazoa; Chordata; Actinopteri; Centrarchiformes; Centrarchidae. Gene Ontology annotation, biological process: sterol metabolic process. Gene Ontology annotation, cellular component: endoplasmic reticulum; membrane.